CCACCAAAGUCUUGCUACAUUCCUGGUCAGCGAAGUAGGCGCUACGGGCGACGCGACUCCACGUCCAUUUUGGAUUCCGACGCCGUUGCACACUCGUUUCCCAGUCUCGUCGAAACUACGCCUUCACCACGAAUUCCUCAACGAAUUGGUUGAUCAUCGUCGACUCUCCAGAUCGCGGAGAAUCAACCCCAACCGACGGAAUACACACAGUGGACCUGAACAUGGCAGAGUUACAAAGUGUACAAGUGACUCAGGAUAUGACUGUCCAGUUGGAGUUGGGUGGAAAUCCCAAUGCCCUUGCACUGCGUAGGCCAUUUGAUCCAGCAGCUCAUGACCUGGACGCAACCUUCCGCUUAACGCGGUUCGCCGACCUAAAAGGAUGAGGGUGCAAGGUCCCUCAGGAGAUUCUUGGUAAACUUCUUGAGGGACUGCAGGCCGACGAUGGUAACGCCCAGGAUCAUGAGCAUGCUCAUUUCAUGCAUAUGGCUACGCCGCGCAUAGGUAUUGGCAUGGAUUCCUCUGUAACCCCACUAAGACAUGGUGGCCUUAGCCUGGUACAAACCACAGAUUUCUUCUACCCACUCGUCGACGAUCCUUACAUGAUGGGUAAGAUCGCAUGUGCCAAUGUAUUGAGUGAUCUGUAUGCGAUGGGAGUGACCGAGUGCGAUAAUAUGUUGAUGCUACUGGGAGUUAGCACAAAGAUGACGGAAAAAGAACGAGAUGUUGUGGUUCCAUUGAUAAUGAGAGGCUUCAAAGAUUCCGCGUUGGAAGCUGGUACAACAGUCACAGGCGGUCAAACUGUCGUUAACCCCUGGUGUACUAUCGGCGGUGUCGCUACCACAGUUUGUCAGCCAAAUGAAUAUAUCGUUCCCGACAACGCAGUAGUUGGUGAUGUGUUGGUAUUGACGAAGCCUCUGGGUACGCAAGUAGCCGUCAACGCCCAUCAGUGGUUGGAUCAACCUGAUCGUUGGAAUCGCAUCAAACUUGUUGUUAGUGAAGAUGACGUACGUAAAGCUUACCAACGUGCCAUGGAUAGUAUGGCCAGACUCAACAGAAUAGCUGCCCGAUUAAUGCACAAGUACAAUGCACAUGGCGCGACAGACGUCACGGGCUUCGGUCUUCUCGGUCAUGCACAGAAUCUCGCCAAACAUCAAAAAAACGACGUGUCUUUUGUCAUUCACAACUUGCCAGUUAUCGCAAAGAUGGCUGCUGUAGCCAAGGCAUGCGGUAACAUGUUCCAAUUGUUGCAAGGACACUCAGCAGAGACAAGCGGUGGAUUGUUGAUUUGUCUACCUCGAGAACAGGCUGCAGCGUAUUGUAAAGACAUCGAGAAACAGGAAGGCUACCAAGCUUGGAUUAUUGGAAUAGUUGAGAAGGGCAGUCGUACUGCGCGUAUCAUUGACAAGCCACGAGUGAUUGAAGUGCCAGCAAAAGAAAAGGAUGGCGAGCUUUGGUAAUUCCAAGUCAUUAGAUGGAAGGACAGAUAUUAUUUACCAUUCCCACUUUAAAAGACUUUGAUGUUUACGUGUAUUACCUUUUUGGAUACUUAUGGUUGCAGUUAUGUUUAAUCGUUUUCAACAAUUGGUUCGGAGAAGGAAAAAAAGUGCGGUCCAUUACUAUGCUCUAUAAAAUAUUUGUUAUCCUAUAUAUUUCUGAGACCACAUAAGUUCUGUUUUGUUAUCCGAUUAAUCGUAUACGUAGCUCAUAAGAUGGCAGGCACUUUUCCUUUAUUGUGAACAAUCGGUUUUUCUCUCAUAAAAUCAACUUUAUAAACUAAGAUGACAAAUUUUAAACUAUAGAAAGAAAGAAAGUGAUGCGUUGGUUAUUCCUAGGUCUUCCUGUACUUUACGAAAAGUUUUGUAUCUUAAAGCAUGUGUGUUUUAUAAAUUGAAAAAAUACAUCAGAAUUAUAUAGUAUUAAGAACGACGAAAAUAUAUAACAAUAAGUAUUUUUGUAAUGCAAGAUUUGUCAUUUGUAGAUGUGAAGACAGGUGGGCCUAGAUCCUGACGUAAUAAUUUUUCGCGUAGAUAAAUAAAACUACUUUGUUAAUGAUUAAUCCUCAAAGAAUUGCAGAUUUGCGUCAGUCUUAAGAUUCAAAAUUGUUGUUAUUUGAAAUUCUCACUGUAUCUAACAAACAGGAAUACUUUACCCUUCUCUUUUUCUUGAUGUAUAUUAAGCAUACAGGAACUAAACGAUUGUUAAAUUUGUCGUGAUAUCGAGUUGGUGCCAAAAAUCAUCAAAUGUAGCUUCUAUUGGCUUUUCAAGACUGCGUUGCCGACUCGUAAAAAAAUUAAUUCUAUCGAUAUAUAUAUAUAUAUAUAUAUCAGACAAUUCACUCGUGAAAAAUGAAAGCUAUGUUUAAAUAAAACAUUUUCAAAGACAAUAAAUUACUUGUUUUCAAUCGCUAAAAG
This is a messenger RNA of Phymastichus coffea, 2411 nucleotides long. It is a transcript of the gene Sps1, whose product is annotated as inactive selenide, water dikinase-like protein. The transcript is spliced from 7 exons. Lineage: Eukaryota; Metazoa; Arthropoda; Insecta; Hymenoptera; Eulophidae. Gene Ontology annotation, biological process: L-selenocysteine biosynthetic process. Gene Ontology annotation, cellular component: cytoplasm. Gene Ontology annotation, molecular function: ATP binding; selenide, water dikinase activity. The record is from RefSeq and is a predicted model, not a curated record.